AUGGAAAUAUUUAGCAGUAAAAAUUUUGAAGAAAUACAGGUGGACAUGGAAGAUUUUGAUUUUACACAGGAAGAUUUGCGGGCAUUAACAUUACUCGAGACUAGCAUUAUACAGCAGAAUGAACAAGAUAAUCAAUCAGAUCUAGAGUUGUCGGAUUCAAACGAAGAACAGUUGCAUAUUCCGAAAAAACGAACACGUUUAAUCAUCCAAAGCGACAGUGAGAGUGAGUCUGAUUCCGUUCGAAAUUAUGUGACAGCCAAUAUUACCGCCUCAGAUCGUGUGUCAAAGAAAUGGUCACGCCCUAGGCGUCAACAACCAUCUAUUAUACCAUUUAACGAAACUUCAGGUAUGAACAAAGAAUUUUCUACUACAUUAAAAGAAGCAGACCCGGGAGCUUUUUAUAGUCUUUUAGUGUCUGAUGAAAUUUUCGAUAUGAUUGUAGAGCAGACCAACUUAUUCGCCUUACAAUCCUGCGAAUCGAGAAAUGUAAAACCUUCAUCAAGAUCUCAUGCUUGGAAGCCAACAGACAGACAUGAAAUUAAACGUUUCUUUGGACUUAUCCUAUACAUGGGUCUUGUGAGACUCCCAAAGUUAAGCUAUUACUGGAGCAAAGAUAAAAUCUUAGGACAGACAUUUCCACGUACCGUCAUGAGCCGCAAUAGAUUCGAAAUAAUCCUACAGUACCUACAUUUUAGUGAUAAUGAAACCGCAAAUAAAUCUGAUCGAAUCUCUAAGAUAAGACCGAUUAUAGAUAUGGUCAAUAAUACGUUUCAAAAGUAUUAUUCACCGAAAGAAGACAUCUGUGUCGACGAAAGUCAGGUUCCAUUCAGAGGGCGGAUUGUAUUUAGACAAUACAAUAAAAGUAAACGCCAUAAAUAUGGUUUAAAGCUAUUCAAACUAUGUACUAUUCCCGGGUACACCUGCAAAUUUUCGUUGUAUGGCGGUAAAAAUAUCGAUACCGUAAAUACUACGCCUACAUCAGUGGUAAUGUCUCUUUGUAGCCAAAUAUUAAACAAAGGCCACACUUUGGCAACUGAUAAUUGGUACACCAGCUUAGAGUUGGCUUACAAUUUACUGGAACAUCAAACGCACUUGAUUGGGACUAUUAGGAAAAACCGAAGAGGUUUACCUAAGGAUGUAGUAGAAGCCAAACUUCAAAAGGGAGAGUUCAUGGCCAUGGAAAACGAGGAUGGUAUAACAAUUUUAAAAUGGAAAGAUAAGCGGGACGUGAUGAUGCUUUCUACUAAACAUUCUGAUAAAAUGUCAACAAUCGCCAAAAAAGGUCAAACAGAUUACUAA
Molecule: messenger RNA, 1299 nt
Organism: Parnassius apollo (apollo)
Lineage: Eukaryota; Metazoa; Arthropoda; Insecta; Lepidoptera; Papilionidae
Source: the annotation of a GenBank genome assembly